AUGCAGUGGCCAAUUGUCAUUCUACUCACUGCAGUUGCACUUGUGGGCGUCGUCGCGCAGACUACGGGCCACGUGGUUGAACUCCUUGUCGGUGCGGGAUGCAAGUUCUCCAACUAUUCAGCGCUACCGAAAGCGACUGCAACGGAGCCUUCCUAUCGUCUGCAACUUGAUCCUGGACUCGGGAAGGGUAUCUACGUGCUGCAUUUCAAGCAAUUCAAUCUCCCAGAAGCCGAUGUGUUGGUGAUCAGAGCGUCUGACGCCACUUCGCAUCCAGUGGCAGCGCUGUCGGGGAAGAACGCAACGGGCAAGUUCUACUCCACUGGUAUCGCUGGGUCGGGCGUCACUCUGGAGCUUUUCAAAGCCUCAGCUCCAGAUAAAGCCAAUUCGACUUCGUGCAGAGGCUUCGCAGUAAACGAACUACUAUUCUCUCCCAAGGAGCUAGUGGAAGAAGCUCAACAUCUGCAGGACGCGAUCAAAGUACCCUUGACCAGUACGGCUAACGCGACAGAUGACGAUGACGAUAUCAAUAACGAGAGUUUGUGUGGCACUGACGAGUCUGUCGAAGCUGCUUGUGCUCCUAGCUCAACCAACAGCGAGGAAGGGGCAGUCAUGUUGCUUAAGUCUCAGCCUGUAGCCCGCUUGUCAAUCAUAAAGGAGAACGGUAUGGAGAUCGCCUACUGCACGGGCUGGCUGGUAGGUUGUGAAGGUCACUUGAUCACCAACCAACAUUGUAUUGGUAACAACCAAGACGCUCUAAACACUAAAGUGGAGUUUUUCGCGGAGUCCGAGAGCUGUCGUGGCAGUGAGACUUGUGAUACACGUGGCGGUUGUCCUGGAUCUGCUGGUGUGGCGGGUACAACGCUUAUAGCAGUAUCGGAGGAUUUGGACUAUGCACUCGUCCGUCUUGGGGUCAACAUGAGCUUAACGAACUUCUCUGGAGUGUACGAGAAGACUGGGUAUCUGCAGUUCCGCGGCACUGGAGCAGUGUUGAAUGAGGACAUCUACAUUCCUCAGCAUCCACUGGGCUACGGCAAGCGCAUUGCGUGGCUCCACAAUGGCCAACCUGGGCGUGUUGAAUCGCUUACGGUCACGGAAUGCCGCGAUGACGAUGUGGGCUACUACGUUGAUACUCAAGAAGGUUCAUCCGGCUCACCGAUUAUUGCGACGAGUGACAACACCGUGAUCGCGUUGCACCAUUGCGGCGGGUGUCUGAAUGGAGGGAUCCCUUCUCAGUCGAUCAUUGCAGACUUGAGGACGAAAGGUGUCCUUCCCAAGUGCACCGUUGCGGGCGAAAGCAACACAACCACAACUCUGUAA
Molecule: messenger RNA, 1317 nt
Organism: Phytophthora nicotianae INRA-310
Lineage: Eukaryota; Oomycota; Peronosporomycetes; Peronosporales; Peronosporaceae
Exons: 1
Coding region: 1-1317 (438 amino acids)
Source: RefSeq, a predicted model, not a curated record